UAAUAUUGUUUGUUAGUGGUGUCCCCGAACGCAGCAAUGCAAGUGCCAUCGCUUGUUUACUCCAACCUAACCCCAAUCAGCAUCGUUUUCCAAUUUUCACAUCCCUAAGUAUCAUUUCAUUUCCCUUCGUUUAAAAGCCUUUCUUUUCCUUUCCUUUCUCGUCCUUUACUUACUUCAAUCCAAACAGGCUACGUCUGUGGUGCGGUGGCUCUCGCAGUUGGAAAAAUUACCUUAAUGGAAAUCUUUCUCUUUCAGUAGUGAUUCUUUGUUCGGUUCUUCUGAAUUUCUUAUCUUUGGUGGUAUUGGCAACGAGCAUCUGUAACUGAAAUCGAUUUGUUGGACUUCAGCUUGCGCUAUUUCUGCCUGUUAUGUGUUUGUCAAAAGUUCAUGAGGAGACUGUUAGAAAAUAAAAAAACCAUUGCUAAUUUCUUGCUUCAAAAUGAGAAUCCUCACCGUCAAAACCAUAUUAAAACACCAAAUAAUUGGUAGUCGAUUUAAAACAUCCUCUGCCCAGUAUGUAGCAUCGAGAGCUAGGGACCCUACAUUUGAGAAACUGAUGGACAAGUACAAAAACCUUCUCAAAGUCGUGGCAAUACAAGACCUUAUCCUUUCAAAUCCCACCAAUAACCCUCCUUCUGUAUCCCUUGAUUUCCUAUCCAGGCUCUCCCAAAAGCUACAUCUAAACCGUGGUGCUGCCUCUUUUCUCCGUAAGUACCCUCAUAUUUUCCACAUUUUUUAUGAUCCCAAUAAGUCACAGCCUUUCUGUAGAUUGACUGAUUCUGCUAUUGAUAUUUUCCGCCAAGAGACAGAAGCUAUCAAUGCCUCAUUGCCUGUUGUUGUUGACCGCUUAGUUAGGCUUUUGUCUAUGUCAACAACUAAAUCAUUGCCUCUUCGUGCUGUUUUCAAAGUUUGGAGGGAACUUGGGUUGCCAGAUAACUUUGAGGACUCAGUCAUAUCUCGUAAUUCACACAUAUUUAAGCUCUCUGAUGCUCAUGAACUUAAUACUCAUAUUUUGAAACUGACUGAUGAAAUGCAUGAUAAGAGUUUUGUGGCUUCCGUUGAGAAUUGGCGAGUUAUGGAGUGUUGUGCGGAGGACUGCAUUGUUGAUAGAACAGAACUUCAAUAUGGUUUUAAACAUUCCUAUCCACCAGGGAUGAGAUUGAGCAAGGAUUUUAGGGCUAAGGUUGAGGAAUGGCAAAGGUUGCCAUAUGUGGGGCCUUAUGAAGAGAUGGUAGAAAAGAAAAGGUUUAAGGCUGGAACAAUGGGAUUAGAAAAACGGGCAGUUGCAAUUGUUCAUGAAUUCUUGAGUUUGACAGUGGAGGGGAUGGUGGAGGUGGAGAAGAUUAGCCAUUUCAGGAAAGCUUUCGCCAUUGAUUUGAAUAUAAGGGAUUUGUUCCUCGAUCACCCGGGGAUAUUUUAUUUGUCAACCAAGGGAAAAAGACACACUGUUUUUCUUAGAGAAGCAUAUGAAAGGGGCUGUUUAAUUGACCUAAAUCCAGUUUAUAAUGUAAGGAGAAAGCUUCUAGAUCUUGUUGUGCUGGGACGCCAUGGUAUGCUAACCAAUGAAUCAAAGUCAGUGGAAAUUUGUCACACUGAGAAACCUUGUUUACAGGAUGAGAAGAGAGGCCUCUUACUUUAAGGAUGUGGUGGCAACUAGCAGGCAUAAACAAGAAGA
Molecule: messenger RNA, 1675 nt
Organism: Durio zibethinus
Lineage: Eukaryota; Viridiplantae; Streptophyta; Magnoliopsida; Malvales; Malvaceae
Product: Ubiquitin carboxyl-terminal hydrolase family protein
Molecular function (GO): RNA binding
Source: RefSeq, a predicted model, not a curated record